AUGGUUUUCAUUCAGAUCCCGACCCAAUUGACGGACGAAGAGUUGAUGCUUCAGAGGAAGUAUCAAAAACUCAAACGAAAGAAGAAGGCAUUGCAGGCCAUGAAAGCGCCCAAACCUGAGCCCCAACCCAUCCAACCGACCAAGUUUUCCUGUAGUCUCUCGCCUUGCCUGCGGUUUCUUCACCGCCCCAAGUUCUCUAGAAAGGCGUUGGAGAGGAAGCGAUGCGGCGGUGCAGACAAACCCGGAGGCUAUCAGCCCUUCCAUAUGUCCCACUCCACCGAUGAGGACAAUGUGGCCUUAGAGGACAUGCCAUCGACUCGUGUGAAACCUCUUUACGAGAGUUUUGUGUCCUCUCGAGACCCGGAAUCCAUUGCUCGCGAAGAGACUUUCAGAGAGAAGCGAAGGGACGGUAAAGCAAAUUAUGUGAACAGAGAUACACCACAAACGGGAAACACUAUUUACGUCCACGGAUUCGGUGUCAAUGAGUCCAUACUGAGGACCGGUUUCUCCAUUUUCGGCAAUAUUUUGAACAUCACUUCCGAAUCAGAUAAGAAUUGUGGUUUCGUUACGUUUGAUUCAAUUGAAAGCGCGAACAAAGCCAUCGAUGAGAUGAAUAAGAAGUCUGUGAAUGGGAUCCAAUUGAAGGUAAUGUUGGCGCGAAGACAGCCGGCAGUCGUCCCCAAGACUGAGACGACUGAUUUAGGCGCUCACUCGUCGGCCGCACCUGACGUGUGGUCUACAAUAGCCGCCACUUAUUCACAGAAGAGUGGACUCAAAGACAAGAGAAGUCUUAUUAGUUAUGAAGAGAGCGAUGUCUUUGCUUCCAUGUGAUUGUCAUUCAUUUGUUCAAACAUUUCAUUAUUACAG
Oppiella nova is the source of this 867-nucleotide messenger RNA. NCBI's taxonomy places the organism in Eukaryota, Metazoa, Arthropoda, Arachnida, Sarcoptiformes, Oppiidae. The record is from the annotation of a GenBank genome assembly.